UGAGAACAGCUGCUGCAGCCCGAGGCUGAGGCAGCCAGAGGCAGAGGGGCGGCGGGCAGGGUUGGGCGGGGGUCUGGCUGUGCGCUGGGUGCCGCUGGGGAGCAGGCCGGAAGCUUCCAAGCCCAGAAGGAAUUCCCAGCUAGCUUCGGAGCUCGUGCCUCUGGAGCCAGCGUGGUGGCCUUAGACAACAAGAUUGAGCAGGCCAUGGAUCUGGUGAAGAAUCAUCUGAUGUAUGCUGUGAGAGAGGAGGUGGAGAUCCUGAAGGAGCAGAUCCGAGAGCUGGUGGAGAAAAACUCCCAGCUGGAGCGUGAGAACACCCUCUUGAAGACUCUGGCCAGCCCAGAGCAGCUGGAGAAGUUCCAGUCCCGUCUGAGCCCUGAGGAGCCAGCUCCUGAAACCUCACAAUCGCCUGAGGCCCCUGAUGGUUCUGCAGUGUAAGUGGCUCUGCCUCAGGGUGGGCAGAGCCACUAAAAUUGCUCUACCUAGUUCUUCCCAGUUUGUUUUCGGCUCCCCAAGCGUCAUCUCACGUGGAGAACUUUACACCUAGCAUAGCUGGUGCCAAGAGAUGUCCCAAGGACAUGGCCACCUGGGUCCACUCCAGUGACAGACCCCUGACAAAGAGCAGGUCUUUGGAGGCUGAGUUGCAUGGGGCCUCAUCACCCCAAGCCAGUGAGCCUCUAAUGCCACCGUGCCCUUGGGGGCUCCCAGGGCCCGGGCAACUUUGCUGUGACUGGCAAAGGAGAAAGGUAGUUUGACAUGUGAUGCCAGUUUGCUCCUGAAAGUAUAAGGGGGUCUGCUUUUCAUUUCCAUGGACAUCUUUGACAGCUUCACCUGACAACGACUGUUCCUAUGAAGAAGCCACUUGUGUUUGAAGCAGAGGCACCCUCUCUCUUAUCCCCUGCCUCGCCAAAGCAGGGCCAAAGAUGGGAGAGAUUGAGCCAAGUCAGCCUUCUGUCGGUUAAUAUGGUAUAAUGCAUGGCUUUGUGCACAGCCCAGUGUGGGAUUACGGCUUUGGGAUGACUGCCUACAAAGUUCUGUUUGGUUAGUAAUGGCAUAGUUUUUCUAUAUAGCCAUACAUGCGUAUAUAUACCCAUAGGGCUAGAUCUAUAUCUUAGUGUAGUGAUGUAUACAUAUACACAUACACCUACGUUUUGAAGGGCCUAAACAGCUUUGGGAGUAUUGACCAGUUCCUUAUCUCUUAAGGCUAAUUCUUUGACUAUGUUCAUUUACCAAAUUGAUCCAGUUUGUCCUUUAGGUUAAGUAAGACUAAAAAGUAAAAGCAGGGAGUGGGCCAGUCUCUGAAUGCGGCCACAGAUGCCUUGCUGCUGCAAUCUUUGCCGCGUCUGUCCUCUGAAGACGUGUGAGGUCCUCUUUUGAAUGCCAAACCCACCAUUCACUGGUGCUGACUACAUAGAAUGGGGUUGAGAAAAGAUCAGCUGGGACUUCAUAUUGUUAUUCAAAAACUUUUUUAAAUGUUUGUGGAAAACUUUCAAGUGAAGAGAACAGUUGGCUUGCUGGUGUCCUUUCAUGGACAAGGGAUGAACAAGGCAAUGGCUUUGAUGUGAUGGUGCCUAGGUGAUGUGCUCAGGGAGCUUGUCUCUAGGAGGUUCUGUGGCAGUGAAUACUUUCCACUUUCUGACAACUUAUCCUGAUGUAUGUCUCCAGGAUUUGGAUUUUGAUUUCUCAGAUGUAGCUUGAAAUUUCAAUAAACUUUGCUCUUUUUUUUCUAAAAAUAAA
Molecule: messenger RNA, 1737 nt
Organism: Myotis davidii
Lineage: Eukaryota; Metazoa; Chordata; Mammalia; Chiroptera; Vespertilionidae
Gene: TSC22D3
Product: TSC22 domain family member 3
Exons: 4
Coding region: 205-438 (77 amino acids)
Biological process (GO): regulation of transcription by RNA polymerase II
Source: RefSeq, a predicted model, not a curated record